Hylaeus volcanicus is the source of this 2686-nucleotide messenger RNA. RefSeq lists its product as uncharacterized. Lineage: Eukaryota; Metazoa; Arthropoda; Insecta; Hymenoptera; Colletidae. The record is from RefSeq and is a predicted model, not a curated record. The coding region runs from base 826 to 2235 and encodes 469 amino acids. The transcript has 6 exons.
UCGGUGCCGGUACGUGUGGUUACCGGAACGUGACGGUCCGUGUCGUAUAGUCUGAAUCGGCCUUUAUCCGUACAUUUCGUUUGUUUCCAAAAUAAAUCCCCAGAUAAGAGUAGUUUCUCUUCGUCGUCGUAUCGACGUCGCUGCUGUCGGUUUACAGUUGACUCAUUGUUAACGGAAAUAUCGUGAAAGUCGGGUCAUUGUGUUAUCACGGAGAAAUGGACUCACGUAAACACAUCGGCCAAGUCAAUCUGUAAGAAUCGACGACCGAGCGUCGCAAUCUUUAUUUAGGCUGUAUCGGGAACGAACGGGCAUUCCUCGCACAGGGAUAUUUUUCGUUAAGUUCGAAACAAGCAUGCCGCGUGGUUCGGUGUGUAUUUGAACACAGAGGAGAAGAAGAUUCUUGGGAGAAGUACAGUUUGGCCGCGCUCGUUUCUCGAAAGACAGUGAAAUUGCAUUGCGACGAUUGCAUUACGAAAUUGUGACGCGAUAAGUGUAAUUACAGUAUAUUUCCUGUACGUGGGAAUACCGUUUUCAGUGUGUCGGGUAAUGCGAAGUACGAGUACUGGAGAAGAAACGUUCCAAAAACGGGAGCAGUCUGAUACUAAAAUGGAACGUUAGUGUGUUUUUGAAAGUAGUGAUCGGUCAUCUAUGAUACAUUUUUUUAAUUUAUGCGUGUGUAACGAUACGAAUGUUACCAAGUAUAGAGUGUGCGACAUACGAGGACAAUAUUACAAAAAUCUGUUAAUAUCUUUUUUUUCAAUCGUGCUUUUGACAAAUAAGGUUUAAGUCGAUAUUGCAUCUGCAGAAGAACUGCAGAAUUGAACAAUGUUCUGUCGGAAACGAAACGAUGGCAUCGCGAAGCUUGUGGAAAAUUCAAACAAGGACGAUUUCGGAUGGUGGCUGAGCAAUGAAAACAAAUUAAACUCAUCGACGACCAACCAGGACAAGGAUUGCCUGUCCUUGGGAUCAUCCGAGUCGAUGCUGUCCUGCAUUGAUUCCGAGGACGACGAUAGCUAUUCUCUCGCAGAGGAAUUCAGACAGGAACGAAACAAUAAUUGCGAGAGGAUAGAACUCACGUCUUUAAUUCGCGAGGAUCUCGACGUGAACUUGAUCGAACAAGAUGCGAUUGGAAAGGAAUCGGAGGUCACGCCAUUUUCAGCUAAAGAAGCCGAAAACUACUUCGACGAGUCGAAAUCUAAAUCGCGCGGGUUCCAGGCCGUCUGCUAUACCCCGGAAAGGUUGAUUAAAUCUCAGGAGUAUAGAAUACUCACCCCGUCGCCCCGUUACUUGUCCAUCUCUCAAGCGAGAAUCAUGCCAGAAAAUGAAAAUCAACGGAAGGCGCUUCGUUGCCGGCGGCGAUUGAAUUAUCUUAUCGACUCUAAGCAAGUUGGCCUCGUUCGUUCCAACUCCGCGGAAGUAGCAGUGCCAACGAUCGUUUUACAUCAUUGGAACGCGUACAGAAGGAGCUACGACAGCGAUGAAAACGGGAAAUUAGAAGUUACCCAAAAUGGAAAAGAUAUGAAGAAGUCGUCCAACGUGAACAUACCUGGUUUGCUCAGCAAAAGAUCCAGCGAGGAGGGUCUUUCUAUCUCCUGGGAGGACUGGAAAAAGAUCGACACGCGGAGCUCCUCUCUGGAGGACACUUCCGGUAUUCAGAGCAACGACUGGAGCUCAGAUACUCACAGCGACACGCAAAACACGCCUUUGUGUCUUUUCGACGAGUUAGCUUCGACGAAUUACAAGUUCGACUCUUCACAGGAACGUGGUACCCGUACCAACGAAGUAGUAUCAAUUCUCAAAGCUCUCGACACGGAUCCUGAAAAGGCGAUGGUUCUUCUGGAAGAAGAUCGUUUUUGCAACAGCACUUCCUCCCACGAUCAAUUGACCAGGCUGGCCCUGGCGAUUGAAACGGAUACAAAAGUGCCAGAAGUUGUUGAACAUUCCGAAAAUAUAGUACACCGUCUUCAAAUGAAAGUGGAGAAGCUUCAGGCUAGCAGCAAGGAUAUUUACAAAGAUAUAUGUAACCUGCGAACGAGUUUUCAGUGUGACGAACGAAAAGUGACGGAUAUCUCGUCCAGCACGAACAAACUGCGACAAGACAUCCACGAGAUGCGAUAUCUUGAUGAUCUCUUAAGUCUCUUACGGGGAGAGAUCGAAAGAAUCUCGAAAAGGAAUUGGCCAUUCGUCAUCGGGCGUACGGAACAUGAUUCGGAGGAAAUGAAUCUCAUCGUGUAAAUAAUUCCCCUCGAUUGCAUCUGUAUCAUACAGUUAGCGAAAGGAAACACAGACUGAAGAUAUAGCUGUGAAACGUUUAAGGCUACCUUUUUAUUAAAAAAAAAAGAAAGAAAGAAAAAACAACGGUAUUUUUUAAUAAAAACUACAACUUCUGUAGGUACUUUUACAAUACACAAACGCGUUUAAAGCGUAUCACUGCCGCCAUAUAAUUUAAAAAAAAAUUGAUUCCAUAAAAAAAUUGUCCUGUGAAGUUAUUGUAAAAGUCGAGCAAUACGAAUCGAAAUUUUAAAAAUCUUGCCAUCCAGUACGCGUACUUUGUGUUUCGCUAGAAUAGAGUUUAUUAUCGGGUAAGUUUGUUUAAAUUAUUUCAUAAUAAUAUAUAUUUGUAUUUACAAUAUAUGUUUCCUUGUAGUUUCGUGAAUUAGUGGUGAAAUUUUACUGUACGAAAUUU